This is a messenger RNA of Phragmites australis (common reed), 1340 nucleotides long. Its product is annotated as ervatamin-B-like. Gene Ontology annotation, cellular component: lysosome. The record is from RefSeq and is a predicted model, not a curated record. Gene Ontology annotation, molecular function: cysteine-type endopeptidase activity. Bases 41 to 1108 code for a protein of 355 amino acids. NCBI's taxonomy places the organism in Eukaryota, Viridiplantae, Streptophyta, Magnoliopsida, Poales, Poaceae. The transcript has 2 exons.
CACACGAUGCAGAGGCAGCUGCAGCAGCAGUCACAGCGACAUGGCUGCUUCUUCCUCCUUCCUUGCUCUUCUUCUUCUAACGAUAUGCUGCGGCCUUCUCACGUCUUCCUGGGCAACGUCGUCUAGGACGACCCAAGAAGACCUGCUGAUGGACAGGUUCCACUGCUGGAUGGAGAGGCACAACCGGUCGUACCCGACCGCCGACGAGAAGUUGCGCCGCUUCGAGGUGUACCGCCGGAACGUGGAGCACAUCGAGGCCACGAACCGGGAGGGGAAGCUCAGCUACACGCUCGGCGAGAACCAGUUCACCGACCUCACCAGCGAGGAGUUCCUGGCCACGUACACCGGCAGGGUUGUGCUGCCGGAGGUGGCCGAUGACGAGGACGGAGGUGAGAUGGUGAUAACGACGCUUGCCGGGGAUGUCACCGAGGGUGGUAACGCCGGGCACGUGAACGUAUCGGCGUUGCCCGAGAGCAUUGAUUGGAGGAAGUUGGGUGCGGUCACGCCCGUAAAAAAUCAGGGACAGUGCGGAUCUUGCUAUGCUUUCGCUGUAGUAGCAGCAGUGGAAGGCCUACACCAGAUAAAGACCGGGAAGCUGGUGACUCUAUCCGAGCAACAGCUCGUGGACUGUGCCAGUUUCGGCUGCUCGACGGGCAUCUCCACCGGCACCUUCACAUGGAUCCGCAAGAACGGCGGUAUCACGACGGAGGCCGACUACCCGUACACCGGCCAGAAGGGCACCUGCGACGCGGCCAAGCUCAAGCACCACGCCGUCACGAUCCGCGACUACCGCGCCCUGCGCAACAACGAGCGGAAGCUAAUGGAGACGGUGGCGCAGCAGCCGGUCACCGUUGCCAUCGAGGCCAGCGCGGCCUUCCAGGACUACCAGGGCGGGGUGUUCUCCGGCCCCUGCGGGUUCGUGCACAACCACAUCGUGACCAUCGUCGGGUACGGGAAGGACGCCGCGACGGGGAAGAAGUAUUGGAUCGUGAAGAACUCGUACGGCCAGAGCUGGGGCAUGGGCGGCUACAUCCUGAUGGAGAAGGAUAUCGCCGACCCGCGCGGCCUGUGUAACCUCGCAUUCUACCCUGUUUAUCCCAUUAUGUGAAGUGAUCAUACGUGCAAAUAAGACCUAUGUACGUACGCACGUACAAGUCUCGAGUCAUGUCAUCCUGUGUACGUAUAAAGACACGUUGCACUCGCACGUAUUUGUACGUACAAGUCACGAGUCUGUGUUAUAAGUGCGUCAUCGAUGAUUUAGUGAACCGUGUGUGCUAUAUAUGUAAUUAGGUGACCGUGUAUUUGUGUGGCUAACUUCAUUACACUGUUUUUUAUGCUUC